This is a messenger RNA of Miscanthus lutarioriparius, 1755 nucleotides long. The record is from the annotation of a GenBank genome assembly. NCBI's taxonomy places the organism in Eukaryota, Viridiplantae, Streptophyta, Magnoliopsida, Poales, Poaceae.
AUGCCGUUGUUGGGGUUCCCUCCGGGAGCUGUAGUUGAUGGUCCUGAGGUUUGGCGCAGGGACGCUUAUGGAUUCGCGGUGCGGCCACAGCAUGUGCAGCGUUUCCGCGAGUACGCCAAGAUUUACAAGGAAGAGGAGGAGGAGAGGGCGCACAGAUGGAGGGACUUCUUGGACAGGUUGGCUGAGUCAGCCAAUGUGCCCGGCACACCCAGCGUUUCACCAUAUGCAGCUGCCAGGGAUGGUGCCGCAGGAGCAGGACAGGCACAAGAGAAUAACAACAUCGGAAUACAUUGUGAUGAUGAUGAACAAGAGGAGGGAGCUGAGAAUGCAGAAGAUAACAAUAAAUUGGAAAACCCGAAGGAAGCUGAUACCAGUGGCGAAUCACGAGAAGCAAAUGGUAAGUCAGAAGAUCUGAAAGAUGUAACUGACAACUUGGAUGAAGUGAAAGAGGAGACUAGUAGUAGCUCUACGGAAGCAAUCAAAGCCUUAGAGGGCUUGAUGGAAGCAAAUGGGGACGUUGAAGAAUUAAAAGAUUUGAAUGGAAGCUCAGAAGAAUUGGAAGAAGAUAGUAAUGGCAACUUGGACAAGCUGGUAGAGCUCUUCUUGGAUAAGGGGUUGUUGGAUGAACUGAAGCCCAUAAAAGUUGAGUCCCGGUGGCGGGUACGGGCAGCGCUUAGCAUCAUUGACAAAAUGAUGAGCUCUCGGGUAGUGAAGGGUGGUAAUGGUGCAAAUGAUACUCAUGGAAAGGAUGGAGCACAGCUUGCUUCUAUUGAAGAGGAAGGAAGGACUGCAGAAGUGAGUCAUGACGGAGAUCCAGCUGAGGUUGAUGAGUCUUGUGUUGCAGAGAAGAUAUGGCAAGCAUUUGUUGGUGUCGGUGCUCGGAGGAUUACUGGGUACUACAACAAAUUGCUUGAUGACAGGACUGCGACAUUGGAUGAAAAGGACCUCGUGGACCCAGUGGUCAACGAACAGAGAAGUGCACCGAGAAAAGUUACACAGCCUGAGAAGUGGAAAGGACAGAUAGAGAAGGAUUUACCACGAACAUUUCCAGGACACCCUGCAUUAGAUGAGGAUGGGAGGAAUGCUUUGAGGCGGUUAUUAACCGCAUAUGCAAGGCAUAAUCCAUCAGUUGGGUACUGCCAGGCCAUGAACUUCUUUGCUGGGCUAUUUUUGCUUUUCAUGCCUGAAGAAAAUGCAUUUUGGGCUUUAGUUGGGGUUAUUGAUGAUUAUUUUGAUGGAUACUACACUGAAGAAAUGAUUGAAUCUCAGGUUGACCAACUCGUCCUUGAGGAGGUUGUACGAGAAAGGUUCCCUAAAUUGGGGCCUGCACUGGUGACCACAAAAGAUGCCGGAGAUGCAAUUACACUACUGCAGUCUCUUGCUGGAUCUACUUUUGACAGCAGCCAGCUUGUAUUGACAGCUUGUAUGGGCUUCCAAUCAGUUAGAGAAAUGGGAUUGAAAGAGUUCAGGAAAAAGCACAGGCCUGAAAUUUUAACUGCAAUGGAGGAAAGAUCGAAAGACCGUGGCUCCUGGAAAGAUAAGAAGGGGUUAGCAACCAAACUUUAUAGCUUUAAACAUGAUCCUUCAUUCAUGUGCUCACCAGUUAAGUCCAAGGAAGGGCUAGAUGGUUCAAAGGUGAAUGGAGAGACUGGGCCAGCAAAUCUUGAGACCUAUCUUAGUACUAGUUCUAUACUGGAUAAUGAUUUGGAUCAGGGUGUUGAUCUUCAAGAUCAGGUGUCAUGGCUAAAAGAUUGA